UCGCGCAGCUGUUCAACGAGCCAAUCGGGUCACGCUGCGCUGCGCUCGCGAGCCAAUCAGCGGUAAGAUCGCUGUUCCUGUGAGUCGGGUUUGUUUGGGUUUAAAGAGUCGCCUAGUGAUCGCCGAGGAGCAAGGAAUAAACGCAGGUGUGGAGAUGACGAGCGCUGCCUGAGCGUGAUGGAGGUCCGCUUCGGGAGCGUCGUGUUCAGCUCGCGCUUCGACUCGGGGAACCUGGCUCGCGUGGAGCACGUGGACCGCCCCGAGUCCAGCUCCUCGGCUCCGCCGCCGGCCGACUACGAGUUCAACGUCUGGACCAGACCCGACUGCGCCAGCACCGAGUUUGAGAACGGCAACCGCUCGUGGUUUUACUUCAGCGUUCGAGGGAUGUUGCCGGGCAAGCUGCUGAAGAUCAACAUGAUGAACAUGAACAAGCAGAGCAAGCUGUACUCGCAGGGCAUGGCUCCGUUCGUCCGCUCGCUGCCCGUCAAGACUCGCUGGGAGAGAGUGCGGGACAGACCCGUCUUCGAGAUGUCAGACAGUCAGUUUGUUCUGUCGUUCGUUCACCGUCUGCUGGACGUCCGUGGAGUGGUCACCUUCUUCUCGUUCUGUUAUCCGUUCUCGUACACUGAGUGUCAGGACAUGCUGCUUCAGCUGGACCACAGGCUCCUGAGCGCCGGACACAGCAGUGCGCUGGAGAGCAUCUACUAUCACCGUGAGCUGCUGUGUUCUUCUCUGGACGGUCAGCGGGUGGAUCUGAUCACGGUCUCGUCGUGUCACGGUCUGCUGGAGGAGAGAGAACCGAGGCUGGAGCGUCUCUUCCCGGACCUCGGCACGCCUCGAGCGCACCGCUUCAGCGGCAAACGGGUGUUUUUUCUGAGCAGUCGUGUUCAUCCCGGAGAGACACCUUCCAGUUUUGUUUUUAACGGUUUCCUGAACUUCAUCUUGAGUCCGGACGACCCUCGUGCUCAGACGCUGCGCAGGAUGUUUGUCUUCAAGCUCAUCCCCAUGUUGAACCCCGACGGGGUCGUCAGGGGUCACUACAGGACGGACUCUCGUGGUGUGAAUCUGAACAGACAGUACGUGAACCCGAGUCCAGAUCUUCACCCGUCUAUAUACGGCGCCAAAUCUCUGCUGCUCUAUCACCACACACACAAUCGUCUCGGCAACAGCACUCCCUCCGCUCUCAAAACCUCCAACCAAUCAAACACCACCCCUCCUGUGACCACGCCCACCGAACUGGAGCGCUGUCUCAACCUACGCAACGAGGCAGAGCGAGGGGAGGGGCCGACCCUUGACCUCUCCGAGAUCCCCAUGCAGCUGGAGGAGAGCUGGGAGAAGGGCGGAGUCGAAAGGGAGGCGGGGCCCUGUGAUGAGAACGAAUCCACACCCAGCAGAGGCGAUGCCCCGACGCUGACAAACCCCGCCCCCUCUGAGCAGAUCCCGCCCCAGGAGAGUGGUGUGGCCUAUUAUAUAGACCUUCAUGGACAUGCCUCUAAGAGAGGAUGCUUCAUGUACGGAAACAACCUGGCCGACGAGAGUCAGCAGGUAGAGAACAUGUUGUAUCCGAAGCUGAUCUCGUUAAACUGUGCUCACUUUGAUUUUCUGGGCUGUAACUUCUCCGAGAAGAACAUGUACGCUCGGGACAAGCGUGACGGUCAGUCGAAGGAGGGCAGCGGCCGAGUGGCUAUUCACAAAGCCAUCGGUCUGGUGCACAGCUACACGCUGGAGUGUAACUACAACACGGGCCGCUCGGUGAACAGCAUCCCGCCCGCCUGUCACGACAACGGCCGAGCCACGCCCCCGCCGCCGCCCGCCUUCCCGCCCAAAUACACGCCGCAGGUGUACGAGCAGGUGGGCCGGGCCGUGGCCGUCGCAGCGCUGGACAUGCAGGAGAGGAACCCCUGGCCCCGACUGGUCCUGUCCGAACACAGCAGCCUGCUGAACCUGCGCGCCUCCAUCCUCAAACACGUCAGGAACAGCAGCCGCAGGAACCCGGCCAAAACCAGCAGUCCGCCCAAACCCACGAGUCUGAGCACGUCUGUGUCAGAGAACGCUCUGAACCGGACUCGCUCGAGCACCAAUGGCCCCGGGGCCCGGCAGACGUCCCCUCAGCUCAAGAGCUCUCCCAGCUUCACCUUCGGCUGCAGCGCUCCGGGUCCCGGCACACAGCGGCCCUCGCACCGGAGCCUGGGGCCCGUCAGAGAGAGUAAAGUUCAGGAGAAGAGGCGUCCUCAUCAGCAGCAGCGGGUCUCCCUGGCUCCGGCUCCGGCCCCGGGCCCCGCGCGGGCCCCACUCUCGCCCUCCUCCUCGUCUUCGUCCUCCUCCUCCUCCUCGGGGGCCCCGGGGCCCUGCUCCAUCAGUAUGGCAGGCAACAGCUGCCCUGAGCUCCGCCCAGCUGGUCAGAUUCAAACGUGUGGCGGGCGGGGCAGGUCCAGCAGAGGCCCCGCCCCCUCCCACGCCCAGCCGAGGACGGCGCUGCUGUCACAGGAGCCGCUGAGGGACUCUCUGGACGCGUCCGUGGUGUACAGCAGGUGUGAGCUGCAGCCUCGGCCGAGCCGGAUCCCGGUGCGCAGAGAUCCUCAGCUUCAGCCCCGAGCGGAGACCAACCCCCUGAGAGCCUGGAAGCUCAUCAGACCCGGCAUCAAGAAGCACCUGGCGGGUGUUUCUGGGAGAGACGGCGGUCCUCUGCGUCUGCUGAAGAGCUCGUCCUGUAGCUCUCAGAGCUCUGGAGACGCGUGCAGACGGACAGAUGAACACACACACAGAUCUCUGCAGACCUGAGGAACUCUCCUCUGACAGAUGACUACAAACCUGCUUGAGAUGUGAGAUCGGGAGGAGAGCGCUUCUUCAUCAGAUCUGGAGAAGUGUGUCUCAGCAAUGGAUGUGAAUGGGUGCCGUCAGAACGAGUCUGAUUAAAAACGUCACAAGAUCAAACUAAUCCAGCAUUGAGAUGUUUUUAGAGACUGGUGACGAAGAAUCUCUCGUCUCUCACGUCAAAAUCCAGAGCUGUUUUGGACCGUUAUAAUAAUGUCUGCUUGAUCUGGGCAGGUUUCUCUCCCGAUUCAGAUCUGAACACUUAGACGAAGAGUUAUGGAGGUUAAAGCUGGAUUCGUUUGAUCUUCUGUCUUCUCCGGAUGUUCACUGAUGGACCGGAGCGCUGCGGAUUAUUCUGAUGUUUUUAUCAGACUCUCAUUCUGACGGCACCCAUUCACUUCCAUUACUGAGACACACUUCUCCCUGAUCAUCUGGAUGUUUUUCUGGUCUGCUGGAGUGAGGUGUGUUUCUGUCGUUCAUUAAGCACAAGACCAGGAGUUGAAUGUCUGUAGACAGACGUGAGCAGAACAUCACCUCCACAAACGAGCAUUGUGUUUUUAGACUAACCCUUUCACCCGUGUGGCCGGAGUCCUGUUUAUUUGAUGUAGGUGUGUUGUGAACAGGACAGACGAGUCUGAAUUAAACCGUUUCUCUGUGAAUCCUGUGCAGUUAGGAAGCAAUAAAACAUCCACGUAUUUCUGAAA
This is a messenger RNA of Puntigrus tetrazona (Sumatra barb), 3518 nucleotides long. It is a transcript of the gene agbl5, whose product is annotated as AGBL carboxypeptidase 5. NCBI's taxonomy places the organism in Eukaryota, Metazoa, Chordata, Actinopteri, Cypriniformes, Cyprinidae. Gene Ontology annotation, biological process: protein deglutamylation; proteolysis. Gene Ontology annotation, molecular function: metallocarboxypeptidase activity; zinc ion binding. The record is from RefSeq and is a predicted model, not a curated record.